This is a messenger RNA of Diospyros lotus (date-plum), 2155 nucleotides long. Its product is annotated as DELLA protein GAI1-like. Gene Ontology annotation, cellular component: nucleus. The transcript has a single exon. Bases 260 to 1876 code for a protein of 538 amino acids. Lineage: Eukaryota; Viridiplantae; Streptophyta; Magnoliopsida; Ericales; Ebenaceae. Gene Ontology annotation, molecular function: sequence-specific DNA binding; DNA-binding transcription factor activity. The record is from RefSeq and is a predicted model, not a curated record. Gene Ontology annotation, biological process: salicylic acid mediated signaling pathway; hyperosmotic salinity response; negative regulation of seed germination.
AGUCACGAGCGUUUAUUAUUAUGCCUCUCCCUCCCUCCCCAUUAUUUCCUGACUCUCUCUUAUCUCUUUCUCUUUUCUCUCCAACGAAGCCCUUUCUUUCUCUCUCUCUCUCUCUCUCUCUCUCUCUGGAACAAACAACUCAGAGAGGAGUGAAAAACCAAGCGCAGAUCGCCCAAUCCCCAAUGCCCUGAUUCUACGCUCACUCCACUUCACGCCACCCUCUCCUUCCCCCCAGAAAAGAAAAGUUUUCCUGCCCAAUAUGAAGCGCGACCACCACCACCACCGUCCUCCACCACCUCCGGCCACUGGGAAGGCUAAGAUGUGGGAGGAAGCCGGCCAGGACGCCGGCGAUGACGAGCUGCUGGCAGUGUUGGGCUACAAGGUCAAGGCCUCCGACAUGGCCCAAGUCGCUCAGAAGCUCGAACAGCUCGAGCAAGCCAUGGGCUACGCUCAGGAAGACGGCUUCUCUCACCUCUCCACCGAGACCGUUCACUACAACCCCUCCGAUCUCCAUUCCUGGCUCGAAUCCAUGAUCUCCGAGCUCCACGCGCCCGACCCGCCGGUUAUCUUCGAAGACUCUGCUUCGGACUACGAUCUUAAAGCUAUCCCGGGGAAAGCCGUGUACCCCCAGAUUGAUCCCCCAUCUCCGCCGCCAUCCAAGCGUCUCAAGCCCUCCGCGUCCGCUGCAUCGUCGUCAUCCUCAUCGGCGAUUUGUGAGUCAAUGGAGCCGGCGCGGUCGGUGGUUCUCGUCGACUCCCAAGAGAACGGCAUCAAAUUAGUCCACACGCUCAUGGCCUGCGCAGAGGCUGUUCAGCAAGACAAUCUCAAGCUCGCCGAAGCUCUGGUCAAGCAAAUCGGCUUCCUCGCGGUUUCCCAAACCGGCGCGAUUCGGAAGGUCGCCACCUACUUCGCCCAGGGUCUUGCGCGGCGAAUCUACGGGCUAUAUCCCGACAACGCUCUGGAUUCUGCCCUCUCCGAUCUCCUCCAAAUGCAUUUCUACGAUUCGUGCCCGUAUCUCAAAUUCGCUCACUUCACGGCCAACCAAGCGAUUCUGGAAGCUUUCACGAACAAGAAACGAGUUCAUAUCAUCGAUUUUAGUAUGAAGCUGGGGACUCAAUGGCCGGCUUUGAUGCAAGCCUUGGCGCUCCGGCCGGGCGGCGCGCCGGCUUUCCGGUUAACCGGAAUUGGACCGCCGUCGCACGAUAACACCGACCGGUUACAGGAAGUCGGCUGGAGGCUUGCUCAAUUGGCCGAAACGAUUCGAGUUGAGUUUGAAUUCAGGGGCUUCGUGGCCAACAGUCUCGCCGAUCUCGACGCUUCGAUUCUGGAUCUUCGAGAAGGCGAGGCCGUGGCGGUGAAUUCGGUGUUCGAAUUUCAUCAGUUGUUGGCGCGGCCGGGCGCGAUGGAGAAGGUUUUGUCGGCGGUGAAGGAGAUGAAACCGGAGAUACUCACUGUCGUCGAGCAAGAAGCGAACCACAACGGUCCUGUUUUCUUGGACCGGUUCACCGAGUCGUUGCAUUACUACUCGACGCUAUUCGACUCGUUGGAGGGCGGCACGGCGACGGUGUCGCCGGUGUCCGACCAGGACAAGUUGAUGUCGGAGAUGUACUUGGGGCGGCAGAUCUGGAACGUGGUGGCCUGUGAGGGGCCGGACCGGGUCGAGAGGCACGAGUCGUUGGCCCAGUGGCGAAACCGGUUCAGUUCGGCCGGUCUGGAGCCGGUUCCCCUCGGCUCCAACGCCUUCAAGCAAGCGAGCAUUCUAUUGGCUCUGUUCAACGGCGUCGACGGGUACAGAGUGGAAGAGAAUGGCGGCUGCCUGACGCUGGGUUGGCACAGUCGCCCACUCAUCGCCACCUCGGCUUGGAAACUCAGCUGAUUCCGAGUUAACUCAGCCCGGGCCCCAUACCUAGUUGGCCCGACUGUGCCAGCCCAUAAACCUCGUGUGUGGCCCACCAUUCCCCAAGUGUCUCCCCCGUUUUAGCUCCUUUUUUUUUUUUUUUUUUUGGUUUCAAAUUGUUUUUGAGUUUCUUCCUUCUCUCGGGUGGAAUCUUGUAAUUUUCAUGGGUGAAUCAAAUCUUGUCAAUGUGUAGCCAUAUAUAGCCGCUUCUCAAUAAUAAAAAAAAAAAAAACAAUACACUACUAGUUUGUGGUUGUA